Molecule: messenger RNA, 627 nt
Organism: Pseudoliparis swirei
Lineage: Eukaryota; Metazoa; Chordata; Actinopteri; Perciformes; Liparidae
Gene: sostdc1b
Product: sclerostin domain containing 1b
Exons: 2
Coding region: 1-627 (208 amino acids)
Biological process (GO): negative regulation of Wnt signaling pathway; negative regulation of BMP signaling pathway
Molecular function (GO): BMP binding
Source: RefSeq, a predicted model, not a curated record
AUGUCGCGUCCUGCCAGCGGACUUCAGCUUCUCGCGCUCUUGCUGCUGCUGUGCAGGAGCCGCUCCGCGGUGCAGAACGACGGCACCGAGUCCGGCCACGUGCAGACGCUCCACGACGCUCGAGACGAGCCGGUGUCUGAGGACACCAACCAGUCGAGGAACGGAGGGAGGCGGCGGCCGGCGGACCCUGCGCGUAACGGCCCAGACCAGAGCCAGGUGGGCUGCAGGGAGCUGAGGUCCACCAAGUACAUCUCUGAUGGCCAGUGCACCAGUGUCAACCCCAUCAAGGAGCUGGUGUGUGCUGGGGAGUGUCUGCCUGCCCACCUGCUGCCCAACUGGAUCGGGGGUGGGAGUUACACCGGGAGGUACUGGAGCCGCCGCGACGCCCAGGAGUGGCGUUGCGUCAUUGACCGGACCAGGACUCAGCGGAUCCGGCUCCAGUGCCAGGACGGCAGCGCUAGGACCUACAAGAUCACUGUGGUGACCUCCUGCAAGUGUAAGCGCUACUCCAGACAGCACAACGACUCCGGACACAAAGUCACGCCCGUCCACAGCGGCACACAGAAGAAAAGUCAGAAAAAGGCUGGACUGCCUGAGAAGAGAGCCGAGAGACAGUCUGAAAACUAA